GACUGAAGAAACCCCCAAACCUCACUAACCUCCAACUUUUGUCUACAGUAGAAAACAAGCUUCCGACAAAUUUCCACAUGACCCCCUGAUUUUUUUAUUUUUUUAUUCUGGUUAAUGGGUUCAUAUUCAUUUGUCUCCGUUCCUACAAAGUUCAAGUUUUCUCACUGAUCUGCUCUUCUUCCUCUUCCUCGCUUUCUCUGUAACUGCCACAUUCAACUGAUACUUCCAUGACUUGUGGACGAAAAUGCAGUCCAAUCCCUUCCCCUCUUCAGUCGCCGAUGUUGCUUCCAGAGCCCGCUUCGCCAUUUCUUUCCUCCAAUAUUCAUAGCCUUGGUCAAAUCCAUCUUCUUCGAGUCGUGAUGGCCGCCAUAGCUUCCAUACUUGGCAUGCUUCUCCUUCUUUUCGUGGUGCUCAAAUUUUUGGCAAGGUACUGUGCGAGGAGAUAUUACAAUAGGAGAAGUAACUCACCGAUAUUGUUUGAUAUUCGCGGAGAUUCUUCGUUUUCCGAUGAUGAUGGAGCUCCAGUUAUGCAUCCGAUCUGGUUCAUCAACACCGUGGGUCUCCAGCAAUCUGUCAUAGAUUCAAUCGCAGUCUUCAAAUACAGAAAAGACGAUGGAUUAGUGGAAGGAACAGAGUGUUCUGUAUGUUUAGGCGAAUUUCAAGAAGAUGAGAGCCUCCGACUCUUACCCAAGUGCAGUCACGCUUUUCACGUUCAAUGCAUCGAUACGUGGUUGAGAUCGCGUAAGAAUUGCCCCUUGUGUCGUGCUCCUAUAGUUCGCGAAACUUCCGGAAGAGAGAUAAGCGCCGUGAUUGCGCCUGAACACAACGUCGCCAGCGAGAUCCAUGCAGAGAAUUUGGAUGGUUCUGGUGGGGUAGACGGUUCUCCUGUCGGAGAAGGCGAGAGCAGUCAAUUGAGCCCUGAAGAUGAUGAUUCUGGAAUUGUGCCUGCUGAAGAUGAACAAGAUGGUGAAGUUUCAGAUAAAAAUUUGGGUCCUUCAGACAAGAUGAUGAAUUGCCACAAUGAGAGGGUGAGCAGGUCAGUUUCAGCACAUUCUUAUCCUUCUACCUUUGAAGCAUCAACUCAGGAGCUUAAUUCGUAUUCUCUACGCUCCUUUUAAACACGACAUGGAGUUUUAAAGAUUGGACUCCUAAAUCAUUAAUCAUGGCCGAGUCUAAGGCAGAAUUCUGAGCACAGAGCCAGAGCUCAGCUCUUACUCCUCUGUUAAAGUAGUGGUAUGUAUUGCUGAUUCAUCCACAGAAUCUCUGAAAAUCUGGGUCUUACCAGAAAGCACAAUUGGUGGUUGGUCUUUCAAGAUGCAUGGAACUGCAUAAAAAAGUAGUUGGGUGAAUGUUAGUUUGUCCAACUUUUCCAGGUAGCUAUACAAAUUUAUGGCAAAUUACUGCUAUUUAUUUGUCUAUAUGUCUGUCUGUCUCUGUAUUCCCUUAAGAACUCAGAAGAGAUGUGUUUCAAUUUUGCUUCAUAUUCUUAGAAGAGUCAAGAGACAGCCAUUAUAUAGUAGAAAAGAAAAUGCGGUAAUUGCAGAAUAUAUUUCUGUUCCCGUCUUCCCAGUUUAUAGGCCAACUUGAUAGGAUGUCGCAAUCUA
Prosopis cineraria is the source of this 1604-nucleotide messenger RNA. Its product is annotated as RING-H2 finger protein ATL54-like. The transcript has a single exon. Gene Ontology annotation, biological process: protein ubiquitination. NCBI's taxonomy places the organism in Eukaryota, Viridiplantae, Streptophyta, Magnoliopsida, Fabales, Fabaceae. The record is from RefSeq and is a predicted model, not a curated record. Bases 228 to 1118 code for a protein of 296 amino acids.